UUCAAAGAAUGGAUUGUCUUACUUUGCAGCGAGCUGGGUAAAAAGCCUACUAGGUAUCUGGUAUGAGAUGGAGAUAAGUACUGGAUUGACGACGCACAUGUCGCUGUCAUGGAUUUCUUCACGCUAAGCUGAGUGUCUACCUUCUUGCUACCUUUUUCUUCUCAUCUUUGCCGCGCUGCACUUCCCCCUUCCUUCAUCUCAAGCCCCUCCUCACCCAUUGCGAACGCCCCCGAUGCCUGGGCUCCUGUCCAUUCUGUCUUCUUGCAUUGGUCUCAUCACGAUCGAGGAACCGCCGCCAUCGGCACAUACCAGGAAGAGAAUGGCUCGGAAGAUGGAUGCGCGUCAACGGAAUCCUCCCAAGCCCGUUGCUUCGAGUGCACCGCAGGCUGCACCGUCUCCGGCGGCAGCGGCGGUGCCUGGAGUAGAGAGACAGCAUGUCCCGGAAACCCAGUUUGUCUAUACAGCACAAACUGUUCAGGGAACACAGCCUGUCCAUGAACCGCAGCCUAUCCCUGGUCCGCAACUUGGCUGCGCACCGCAAGAUGUUAUAAUAGCGGUAUGCGGACUGCAACCUGUUCAGGGACCACAACCUGGCUAUGGAUCGCAACCUGUUCGAGAACCAAAUUUGGAGCAGGUACCACAACAGCGACCGCAACCUGUCCAGCAACCACAAUUUGUCCGAGAAACACAGCCUGCCCAGGGACCACGCCCUGCUCGAGAGCCAGAUGUUGACCGAAAGAGACCCACUGCAGGUGAAGCACGAUAUGCACCAGGUAACCAGUCCGCACGGUAUGCACGAGCUCCACGAGGCCCACGAAGUACACCACCUGCGUCCAUCCCCGCUGCAACACAGCCCAUGUCGUCUGAUGGCGUCAGCACUCGACCGAUGCGGAGACACCGGUCAUCGCCCGAGAGAAAUGCCCUUGAAUCACACAUAGAGGAUCGACGUCGGCCAUAUUCCAAAGAUCAAUUAUAUGAACAGUCCGAAUAUGAAAGGCCGCGAAGUGAUGAAUCGUCCGAUACUGGCUCGACGAGAGCUCACGCUGAUUACAACCCAAGAGACGAUUACCCACUGCCCGGAUGUUAUACGCAGCUUGGGGACUAUGACUCUCUCCCAGAAGAUGAGUGGCCUCGAGAUAUCAAAGGGCCUGAUCAACAUGUACCGUAUUCUGGAGGUUCAGGCCCUGCUGGAAUGUUUGCGUGUCCUGUCAUCCAAGUUUUUCCAGUCUUCACAGCGCCCUUAUGUCCAGGGCCUUAUCCAAUGACUCCAAAGCCAACACUUUCCUCUCCGCCAUACCAGGCGCCGACAAGUUCUCCCCAAGGAACGGAUUUUGGCAAGAGUCACGACCAUUCAUUACAUCAUAGACCUAAUCCAAUGAUUCCCAAACCACCACAAUGCUGUUCCGAACAUCGGGCUCCGAAAGCCCUGCUUCUAGCAAACGGUGGCCAAGAAGAUCGUGAUCAGACGCACCAUCAUUCCAUACAUCAUCAGCCAACAAUGUCCCCAGAUUCGACACCAUCAUCCUGGGCGGGCUCCGAGCCAGUUGGGUCGCCUGGAAAGUCAAAGAAGAAAAGGCGGUCAGCUUCAAAGAUCGGCUAUAUCUGGCCUAAGGAUCCUCGACCGGGAAACCCAGGACGGUGGUCUCGCGGAUCGCGCUUAUGUGACAUCCUCACUGGAAAGGGACCCGACAUGUAUGUUGGACGGAUCGGUGUGCGCACCCGGGAGGAGGUAACCGGCGAGACCCCGAAAGCCCAGAGAGGAACCGAAAGAUACAGAUGGGAUUCUGAGAAAUAUUGGUCGCUAUGGGGCCACGAGCACGAACUCCACUGCAAGGCAGACUACUGUGACGACUGUGAUAGAAUUGAAGAGCAACGUGUAAGGGAUAAUCGUAUCCCGCAGGCGAGACGAGGAUCGUCAGAGCGGUAUGAUUUUCGGAUGAGGAAGUAUCGGGAACCGGAUGUCGGGACCUGGUCCGGGGUGCGAUUCUGCAGGGAGAGAUCGCAUACGGUGCCGAGGGUGUAUAGGGAUAUCCAAGGGCGGUCGUACCCGGGAAAUCAGUGGCAUGAUACUGUUCAUGGGGCGCAUACUGAUUAAUCAAGCGUUCUGGAUGAUGUUGUGCUGUGUGUGAGUUUGGUGCUGUUUAAAUACAAGUAGCGUGGUAGGCGUCGAAUACGGGUUCAGGCCCGUUGGGCGGCUGGGUUGCUUUGAGACGGCGAAUUGCUGGGAGAUUCGCUGCUUUGUCUGUAAUACUGCCGCACUUGAUGCAGGUUGUUUGCAACAUGUUCGAAUAGGACGAAAUCAUUUC
Molecule: messenger RNA, 2306 nt
Organism: Aspergillus calidoustus
Lineage: Eukaryota; Fungi; Ascomycota; Eurotiomycetes; Eurotiales; Aspergillaceae
Source: the annotation of a GenBank genome assembly